GUUAAUGGCACAUGUGGCCCCCACUCUCCGUCCUGCGAGUUCAAAAAGGUCGGAAAAAAAAUUCGACCGUUGGAAGAUGCAUCCGCCCGUCCACCCUAACGUUAUACUUGACAAGUCUUAACACUCCUCCUCCGCCCCCUCCACCCCCCAAAAUUCAUCUCUCUCCAUCGGACACACACAAAACUCUUCUCCGACUUUACUUCCUGAACUUCUCCCCGGCUUCCCUUCCCCCCAACGUAUCGCUCAAUUUCCUCAUCCUCCACUUACUAUGGCUGCCGCGGCGACUGAGGAUCCCACCGGCGCGGCCGAAGGAGGCACUGCCGCCGUUUCUUCAGUGAUCGACGAGAUAUACGAGUUCUCCGCUCCCAGGUUCUUCGAUUUCACUAAAGCGGAGUCCAAGGAAGAUAUGAGGAAGGCGGAGCUCUGGUUCGACACUGCUCUCAGUCACGCCCCUUCUCCUUUUAUGCCAAGAAUUAGGACUGGCAGAUCACUCAAAGUUGACAGCCUGUGUGAUUUUACUCAAGCUGACCAAAUCCCCAAGGCAUCAGAAUCCUCAGAGUCAACUGCUGCUGAGAGAAAAGACAAGCAAUCAGCUGAAACAAGGGAAGCAGCAGCAGCAAACAAGGAAAACAAUGGCUGCCAGUUACCUGCUGGCAAUGAUACUUGCAAGGGCGUUGUGGAGAAGGCUAUUCUCUUCUUUGAGCAGAAAGAGAAAGCAACUAUUCAUAAGCAAGAACAUGCAAGAAUUACUUCCAUGAAAGUUGAAUCUGCUGAAGUUAAAGAGCAAACCAGAACCGAGGCCUGCAGCACGCCUCAGCCAUCAUUGCAUUCACAGAAGGGAGGUGCAUUGACGGGCUCCAAGAAGCAUCAAUCAGCCAGGCACAUAGCUAGUUUGGUUAAGAAUCCAUCAGUUCUAAAAUCCAAGAGUCAAGCACAAUCCUCCCAGGUCAAAGGUGUCAAACCACAGUCAAGCCUGAAAAAAGGAGGUAAUAAUAAUACAAACAAUCCUGCUGGAGCUUUCUCCUUCGUACAUGAGAACCAGGCCAUCAAACGGCAGAAGCUUGAAGAUGGAAAAUCCAGACAGAUUCUUAAUGUUAGACCCCCACAACCAUUACCCCACAAGUCCAAGCUGGGUCUUUCAACUAGCAAUGCAAACGGUGUAGCUAACAGAACGCAGAAAGAGGAGAGAAAGGUUUACGUUCGGGAAACAGCUGUGCAAGCUCCUUUUGUCUCGACGGCAGAAAUGAUGAGGAAGUUCCAAACCAGUACUAGGGACUUGUCUUUACCUAUCCCACAGGGGAAACCUAAGCUCACGCUUACAAGGCCCAAGGAGCCGGCUUUUGAAACGGCUCAGAGGGUCCGUCCAGUCAGAGUUAAGAGUAGUGCGGAGCUUGAAGAAGAGAUGUUGGCCAAAAUUCCAAAAUUCAAAGCUAGACCAGUAAACAAGAAGAUUCUGGAAGCUUCAACUCUACCAAUAAUACCAAGAAGUACACCACAGGCACCUGAGUUUCAGGAGUUCCAUCUUGAGACAGCAGUUAGGGCUACUCACAAUGCAGAAUCAGGGUCAGUAGCCUCAACAGAAGUUUCUCGUCAGAACAAUGAGUGGAAGCCUCAUUGCACCGAACCUAAGACUCCAUUGCUUCAGACCUCUUUGAGAGCUCGUCCAGUAAAGGUUAAAAGUACUCUUGAACUUGAGAAAGAGGCUCUCGAGAAGAUUCCUAAGUUCAAGGCAAAGCCUUUGAACAAAAAGAUAUUUGAAAGUAAAGGAGAACUUGGGAUCUUCUGUAAUACCAAGAAGCAGGUCACAGUACCUAAAGAAUUCCACUUUGCCAUAGAUGAGAGAAUUCCACCUCCCACUGUUGUUGCUGACAUGUUUGAUAAGCUUUCCUUGAACUCGGAAUCUCAGGACAAUCAUCUGCUUCCUAGAAACACAGCACCAAACCCGUUCCAUUUGCACACGGAGGAAAGAGGGGCAGAAAAAGAAAGGAGGCUUGCCAUGGAACUGGAGAGGAAGAAAAUGGAGGACGAACUUGCUAGGGUCCCGAAGGCAACUCCGUAUCCUUACACAACGGAUUAUCCAGUGGUUCCGCCAAAACCAAACCCCAAGCCAUCCACAAGACCUGAACCAUUUCAAUUGGAGAGCCUUGUGAGACAUGAAGAAGAAAUGCAGAAGGAAAUGGAGGACAGACUGAGGAAGGAGAGGGAAGAAGCCCAGAUGAGGAUAUUCAAAGCACAGCCAGUUCUCAAAGAGGAUCCCAUUCCAGUACCAGAGAAGGUGCGGAUACCUCUUACAGAGGUUCAACAAAUCCAUCUUCAUGUGGAUCACCGAGCAGUAGACAGGAAAGAAUUUGAUCAGAAGGUGAAGCAAAAGGAAAUGAUGUAUAAGCGAUAUAGAGAGGAAAGUGAAGCUGCAAAGAUGGUUGAGGAAGAGAAGGCAUUGAAGCAGCUGAGGAGAACAAUGGUACCUCAUGCUAGACCAGUCCCAAACUUCGAGCACCCCUUCUGCCCCCAGAAAUCUUGCAAAGUAGCAACGAAGCCAAAGUCGCCGAAAUUGCGAGUGCUUCACAGGAGAGAACAGCAGAAGAGGAGGAGCAGCUUCAUGAGGGCUGCAGCAGCAGCUUCUAGCCCUGCUUCAUGCAUGCGGUGAUUGAUGGGUAGACUUGUAACUUCCUCUGUUCAAGAUCUCUUGAACCGGCCAAGCCAGCCGCCUGUUCAAAAUUCUUUCUUGUGUUGUACACAAUGUGAUGUUGUCUUCUAACAUUGUAGAUCUCUGUUAUGAAAGUAAAAAAGCAAAUCAUUUGAUGAUUUUAAUUUCUGGUUCUGUUCUAAUUUACAGAGGCAGAUUUAGUUGUAUUUUCUGGGAUGACACAUUUGCCGUAACUAGGAAAAAUAUGUCCCUAGUUAUACACCUAGGAGCUGAAUUCUGAUACUCAAAACACCGGAUCGGAAGAUUAGUGGCGUAAACAAGAGUGUCAAUGAUAGCUAUUCUUUUCAGUGACAUACUGUCAAAGCGUUCUGUUGGUGUGGGGGUCCUUUUUUUCAUACAGUAAAAUCAGCUUUAGAAU
Molecule: messenger RNA, 3065 nt
Organism: Linum trigynum
Lineage: Eukaryota; Viridiplantae; Streptophyta; Magnoliopsida; Malpighiales; Linaceae
Source: the annotation of a GenBank genome assembly